Molecule: messenger RNA, 642 nt
Organism: Ceraceosorus guamensis
Lineage: Eukaryota; Fungi; Basidiomycota; Exobasidiomycetes; Ceraceosorales; Ceraceosoraceae
Exons: 4
Coding region: 1-420 (139 amino acids)
Molecular function (GO): RNA binding
Source: RefSeq, a predicted model, not a curated record
AUGUCCUCGCAGCAGGAAAGGAAGCGGACCAUUUAUGUAGGCGGGUUGGGUGAAGGAGGAGUUUGCGAUCCUGCCGUGUUGUUGCGACACUUUGCACCUUUUGGGGAGAUCGUGGAUGUCGACGCGCUGACGCUGCUCUGCUCCACCCCCUAUCCUCGUACAGAGGGAGCCAAUCGGGGGUUCGGCUUCAUCACAUUCUCGACUGUAGAGGAGGCGAUGGACGCGAUAGACAACAUGCAUCUCAAUGAAGUAGAAGGUCGCAUCAUCAACGUCAACAUUGCACGCGCACCAAAGGCUUCUGCAGCUGGCGGUGUAAAUAGGCCAAUAUGGGAAGAUGAGGAGUGGAUCAAAGAGAAUGCUGCGCCGCUACCUGGGGGUCUGCCGGAUGCGCCUGCGCCUGAGCUGAACGCCGAGGCAUGAAUGAAGGCUCUUUGCUGGGCUGAAGCUUGGACUCCCGAGGCUGGCGAAACAGGGCGCUGCAAUGACUGCGCUGUGCUGGAUAAGUGGGGUGGGACAUCUCUGAUGGACAAGAGUAGUCAGAGCAACGGCGCCUCAAUGACCGGACUGUGAGCCUUGACCUGGGACACUACCGAUUUGAGUCACGAAGAAGGGGACACUGCCGACUGGGGACACGACGCAAGG